This is a messenger RNA of Drosophila subobscura, 2098 nucleotides long. RefSeq lists its product as uncharacterized. The transcript has 2 exons. Bases 47 to 2053 code for a protein of 668 amino acids. The record is from RefSeq and is a predicted model, not a curated record. NCBI's taxonomy places the organism in Eukaryota, Metazoa, Arthropoda, Insecta, Diptera, Drosophilidae.
UCAGGAAGCUAAACACAUUUCACAUACAGCUACACGAACAGAUGAAAUGCCCCUUGCUGGUAAGGAGGGUAACGAGAACAGGAAUAGCAAUCUGCAAUUCGGGGAGGCAUUUAACCAUAGUGAUGCUGAUGAAAAUACUGAAAAGAAGCUCCCAGAGGAGGCUAGUAAAACUGAAAAACAUUGCGAAGGGGAAAUAUGCAAUGUCUUAUCCGAAGAAGAUUCAAAAAGAACCCAAAAUAAACACUCUGACAACACAAAAUGUACGACGGAGCAGACACCAAUCGACCGGGAAAUCGUUAAGGUUUGCUGGGAUAGAGCGGAUGAGUAUGUGAAUCAGAUCAUAAAAGCUCAGGAUGCUGACAUAGAUCACAAUAUAAAGGAAUCAGACAUUGAGUGCAAGGAAAAGGUCUCCAAAAGAAACUUCUACCACAAGGCAGAGGCAGAAGUUAGACCCGAUAUUUGCUACACCUCCGAGGAGCAACCUUCCGAAGAGACAAAUGAUUACUCUGACAGCAACCCCAAGGAGGAAAUACGCUCUGAGAGUGAUCCGGAUACGACGUCUUGUACAAGCGAAAAAUCUACUGACGCUUCCUUGAGCUACAGUCAAGUUUACAGCGAGAUCUACAAAGAGUCCAAAAGGCGUCAAGAGAGGGCAGACAGACUCUGUCGUGUGUUCAAUCUGAAUAAAUCCAGAUGGGGAUAUUCAUCGGGGUAUCCCGAAGAAUGGGCACAUCGAACUGAAGAAGAUUCAGAGCCAUACACAGACAGAAGUUGGGGUUCCGAGACCUGGAGCGAUGUGGCACACUAUCCUAGAGCGACAAAUGUGAGCAUCAAACCAAACGUCAGGGGUUUCUUAGAAACGUUUCAUAGUCCCGAAUGCAAGGAUCAGCAAAGGGAGCAGAUAGAGGAGACAGCCACAAAUAGUUCUGUCGAUUCUGCUGAUACACCUGAAGAUUCCAAUGAUCAGAAGCCACUGAGGAUCAUAAGGGAGUAUGAAAACAAGGAUCCCUUAGAUGGCGUGAGAAGCUCCUUUAGAAGAUCGAUAGACAGCGAUCUAUCGGUAGAGCUUGAUUCAGAACAGAUUGGAGAAUGUAAAGUGCAAACGCCUGAACGUUCACCAAGGGAAUUAGUUAGCAGUUCGAGCUGCUCACCAAGAAGCCUGGAAGAUUUCCACGCAGGACCAAGUCAAGUACAUUAUGAAGUCAGGUCUCAAAAGGAUCAGAAAGAGAUGACAGAUGACACCAGCUAUCCAGCCUGCAGCGAGAGUUCCACAAGAUCAACGAUAUCCCGAUCUUCUCUACCAAGAGAUAAUCUCUGCUGCGGCACACGCCAUCAUCGUCAUCGUCAUCGUCGGCGUCGGCGUCGCGUUAAAUGUGUGCCCAAGAAAUAUCAAGAUCGUGGAAAUAGUCCCAUUAACAUUAAGAUGGCACGAUGCAGCAGCAUCUCGGAGAAAGUUGACAAUAAAAAUGAGGGAAGUCAGGAUUGCUUAAUUACCAGAUCGAUGGCCUCCAUUGGAACACAAUAUCAAAGCGAUUGUGAGGUGAAUGCGCCGAAGACAGCACGAAGUCCCUUGGGUCUAAGGAUCUACAACGCCGACGAGGCGUUGAUGGAAUUGCCAGAUAUCAAGGGUUAUGUGGUCAUGGAUGAGAAUUCAUGCUUCUUGGACCUAUCGGCCUCCGCCAAUGAGGAUCAAAUCCGAGCUAAGCUCUUGGCAGCAGCUCUGACCACCAGGAGUGGAAAUAAGUGCAGAAGAGACAGAAUAACUCCCACCGAUGACACCUGCCAUCGGUCGAUACAGAACUGCAUGCCCAGUGUAAUAUUCAAGCGACGCUCUGAGCCGGUGAAGGAUAUAUUCAAUAAAGAUCGCUUGUAUUGGAUGGCCGAGAGCAUUCUGAGGGCCUCUGAGCAAAGAUAUCAAGAUAUUCCAAUGAAAUACCCAAUAUCCAGAGGAUAUGAUGCUGAUCGAUUGCAUGUUGAUCGCGAAAUUCGGUGUUUGGAGUUCAACAAAAAGUUCCAGCAGCAGCUGCAGGCUCUCGAGGAGAUUUUUCAUUGAAUCGUUGUGGUUUAAAUAUAUUUUGAACAAUUACGUGACAUCGAA